AUGAGCCGCCGAGCCCAGCGCAUAGCAAGGGAAGAAGCCCUAGCCAUUGAGGCACAAAACCGUAGGAAGCAGCGGGCAUUGGACAUGAUGAAUGUACAGUCCCUCGACGACGAGAAAAUGGAUUCUUCAUCUCCCCUGGGCUGCUCGAUGGAAGACUUCAAGCGACCAAAGCUCCGACAGUGUCCUUUUGGGCUACAGGAAAUGCAUUUCGUUCGUCGCCUCGGUGGCGGACUUGAUGGUUACAACUGGAAGAUUCAGGUUCCAAAGGGUGGUCAAACCUAUGUCUUGAAGCUGUUUUGGGACACAGAGCCUUGGUAUCCGCAUUAUUUCGCCGCUCAGAGAGAAUGUCAAAAUGCCGCUCUAUUCCAACAAAUCAAGGCGGCUAUAUUGGACGCGGCUGGCGCUGGAAGUGGAAAGGGGCCGAUUCUGCUCAAUCCAGAACCAGAGUCUAGGAAGGAUGCGAUAGCAAACUUGCUUGCCUUUUCCACUGAGGCUCGCCAGCGGAACAGCAGCAACGCGGCCCCUAACUUGGUAGCGAUUGGCGAGAUGCCUCGCAUGAGGCAGUGUUACGGCUGGCUAAAGUUCACGGGGGACGAUCUGUAUCGUCAUUGGGGUCCUUGGAGUGUGUGCGGACGGAUGAAUCCACCGCCCAUCUGCAUAGAAAAGAUAAAGCGCUCUAUUGAUGAUGAAAAACUCUACACAGCAGUUGUGUAUGAGUUUAUCGAGGAAGCUGAUAACGACCAUGGCGCCAUGCAGCCGGUGUUGGAUUUCCUGUGGCUUGUCGGCUUUAGCUUUGCUGACUCGCCACUGGCUGUGAACUGGAAAGAUGGUGUAUUGAUUGACGGCUCAGAAGUUGCUGGCCCUAGAAGCUAUGGGUGGCACAAGUGGAACUAUGGUAAAAGAACUCCGGAGUCUGUGCUCAUGGAGUAG
This is a messenger RNA of Pochonia chlamydosporia 170, 930 nucleotides long. RefSeq lists its product as hypothetical. NCBI's taxonomy places the organism in Eukaryota, Fungi, Ascomycota, Sordariomycetes, Hypocreales, Clavicipitaceae. The coding region runs from base 1 to 930 and encodes 309 amino acids. The record is from RefSeq and is a predicted model, not a curated record. The transcript is spliced from 2 exons.